GGGACAUCACUGCGUUAUGAAUGUAAUUGCACUUCUUUAGAGCUUUAAAGUGGAAAUUAAAAAAAGAGAAAGGUAUCACUGUAAACCUUGCAUGUGGCCUAAAUUAUUAUUCCAGCAUGACUGCAGUUCUAUCAAAAUAGAUAUGUCUGUAUGGAGUUUAAUCUCCAGCAGAGGUCGCAGUGUAGCGUUCAUAAGCAAAGCGACUGAAGGAAACGUGUUCAAAUGGGUCGUAAGCAACACUUCACUUUUGUUAUGCAGAUAGUUUAUUCUGAGAUAUACAGGCUUCAAACGCCUUGCCUAUAGACGGUCGUUUAGACCCUCGUGUCAGUACAGUAGAAGUGAAAGUUUUCAGUAGUGCAAAGGUUUGUGCAAACUGAUAACGGUUAUCACUAAAACACUUAAGUUUACUUAAAAGGUAAUGUUUUCUGCCAAAGAAAUCUGAUUCUGGUUGGCAACCUCGUCUCGUGAAGCUCCCCUCCUCUUUGGUGCCUACACACGCGUACACAUGCACACACUCGCGCGCGCGCUCUUUAACUAAGGGGACGGGCGAUGAGUGACAGGCCGCGCAGUAGCAGCAGAGGCGAUGUAGACUAUCCUACUGUACACACUAAUGCGAUUUAGCCACUCAGUCCUGGAUAAACAGCGAGACAGACUUUCUCACAGCUUUACACACUUUGAUGAGCCGUUUGACUGAUGACAUUGCCCCCCCUCUCCUGAUACAAGAGGACACACUGUAUGGAAGCAGCCGCAUGACCGAGUCUCUUGCCGUCGCGUGCACGACGAGCCGACUUUUCCGUGGAGGGACAGGAGAGCAAAAAAAAAAACCCUCGCCGCGAGCUAGUUGUGAAUGAAUGAAGCCAGUGCAGGACUGACAGAGCGCAAUGGAGAGCGAGGCUCCGAGCUGCGAGGACGUGCGGAAGAGCGGAUACCUCCGCAAGCAGAAGUCCAUGCACCGGCGCUACUUCGUGCUGCGCGCGGCCUCGGAGCGUGGUCCGGCCCGCCUGGAGUACUACGAGAGCGAGAAGAAGUUCCGCAGCGGGAAAGCAGCGGCGCCCAAGCGGGCCCUCGCGCUCGAGACGUGCUUCAACAUCAACAAGCGCGCCGACGCCAAGCACAAGCACAUGAUCGUGCUGUACACCCGCGCCGAGAGCUUCGCCGUGGCCGCAGAGAGCGAGGCGGACCAGGACGAGUGGUACCACGCACUGCUCGAGCUGCACUGCAAGAGUAAAGCACUGUGCGAUGGUAAUUCUGGAGAUUAUGGUGUACCAUCCCCUGGGCCUGCGUUUAAGGAGGUCUGGCAAGUUAAAGUUUGGCCAAAAGGUCUUGGGCAAGCUAAAAACCUAGUGGGUAUAUACCGACUCUGCCUAACAGAGAAGACAGUCAACUUUGUCAAGCUCAACUCAGAUGCAGCAGCUGUAGUAUUACAGCUAAUGAAUGUGAGACGUUGUGGCCACUCUGAAAAUUUCUUCUUUGUGGAGGUUGGCAGAUCGGCAGUGACUGGCCCUGGAGAGUUCUGGAUGCAGGUAGAGGAUUCAGUUGUGGCACAGAACAUGCAUGAGACACUACUUGAAGCCAUGAAGGCCCUAAGUGAGGAGUUUCGCCAGCGCAGUAAGUCACAGUCUACUACAGCAGGUGGAGGGGGUGGUGCAACUGCAUCUAAUCCAAUCAGUGUUCCAUCUCGUCGUCACCACCCAAAUCCCCCACCUAGCCAAGUGGGAUUCAUCAGACGACCUCGCACAGAGCCACCAGGAGCUACUGGAGGAGGUGGCACCAGCAACAAUGCUUCCCCUACACCUCGACAUGGGUUUGCCAGAGCCUGUAACUCCAGUGAUGGAGCAAAAGUAGAGGAGGGCAUGAAUGCAGGGACAAAGGGUGUUAAUUCCAGUUCAAGUCCCACCACAAAUGGGUCCUGUUCUAACACGCCAAUUCUCAGGUCUACAUCUGUACGUGCUCCCACACCAGUCAAGUCACAGCAUGCUCUGUUGAGGUCCAUCUCAACUCCAGCCCCUUCACAAGCUCAGAACCUCUCCCCCUACCCAGGCAAUGGAUCUGAAUUUGGGGCCACAGGUUCUGGGAACACUGCAGCUGGCGGGGAUGGAAAUGGAAGCACUUACAAUCGAACGCCUCUCCGCCAGGCCUCGGUUUCUGGUUCACUCAGUGACUAUGGUUCUUCAGAUGAAUAUGGUUCCAGCCCAGGUGAGCAUUCUUUGUUGACUUCAAACAUUCAGGCAGGGUCUGUAGGUAGCUCAUGUGGGGAUGAAGCCUCCAACUAUAUCCUUAUGGCACAGAAAGGGGCAUCCAAUUCAUUUCCAACUGACAACUCUCUGCCUCCGACUAGAAGGGUGUUGCGACGCUCUUCGGAUCGUGAAUGUGACACUGAACGCAGGAUGACCAGUAAAAGGGCGUCUCUGCCACCCAUGGCUCUAGAGAGGCUUGGCACUUACCGCAGAGGAGGAGAUGUAGAGAUUGAGGAAGACAACUAUGCUAUAAUGUCUCGAAGUACCAGCCGUGAGUCUUUCAGCUCACGCCAGGAUUCAGAAUCAACUGUUAGUGGAACCAGAUAUCUGGAUGUAGCUGCAGAGUCCAAAGCUGAAGCAGGAAGCUGUGGAUCAGAUGGAUUGACUAUUGGUAAGGUAGGGGGUGACAAUGGAUACAUGUCCAUGUUGCCAGGGGUAACGGCUCCUCCAGUGUCCCUCUCUCACUCGCUAUCUGUAGCAGUGUCAGACUCUAAACCUGCAGAUGACUACAUGUCUAUGACUCCCAACAAUAGUAUCUCACUUCCUCAGCAAAUCCAUCUUCCUACUUCUACCACAGAUGGCUAUAUGAUGAUGUCGCCAAAUAGCAGCUGUUCCCCAGAUCAGCGUGUGUUUUCAGGAGCCUCGGUUGGCAGGAACAGUGCAGACAGUAGGCCUGGCAGCGAUUAUAUGAACAUGUCACCUAUCAGUGUGCGUGCCAACAGCACUCCAUCUCCUCAAGAAUCUCUUAAAGUAUCUGCAAAGCAUCCUCAACAACCUCCUCCCAAAAUGGUAUAUUCUUACUAUUCCCUACCCCGUUCUUAUAAACACAGCAGCCCUAAACACUUUGAGGAUGGUUCAGGAAGAGGAAAGUGCUUAGGCAGUGAAUAUGGAAAUGGUGGAGGUCAAGGUCUUGGCAGUUGUAGGGGUACAUCUCAUUAUCAAGAACCUGGAGUUGGAAGGCACUUGUCUUUUUCCUCCUCAUCGUACUCAUCCAGCUCAGCUAGCAAUGAAAGUCUGGGGGAGUGUGAAGAAAAGCUCACCCAGGUGAGAAGGACAGCUGCAGGGGCUAAAGUAAAGGAUAGUGGGGCUCUGCAGCAGAGAUUGGGGUCUGGGUCAGCUAAACAUGCACAGGGCCAGAGGAAUCGUCCUCUUAGUUUGUUUGUGGAUGUCUCUAAAGCCAAUACCUUACCAAGGGUCCGUGAGACACCAGCCCCACCUGAGCCUAAAAGUCCUGGUGAGUAUGUCAGUAUAGAGUUCAAGGGUGAGAGAAGCAUCAGAGAAGUCAGAGAAGUAGUUACAGUACCUAGGCAGAGUAGUUCCAUUCAUGCCAGCUCACAACGCCCCUUGCCUAGGCCCUCUUCCUGUGUUGCUGGGUUCUUACCUCAUCCCUGCAGCACCUCUUCUGCUGUCCCUCCAUCUGUUGCUUCAGAAUAUGUCAACAUGGAGCUAGGAGCCUCCCCUUCACAAUCAUCCUUCUCCCUCACUCCUCUUGGUUUCCCUUCUUUUCCCACUCCUCCAAUGCCACCUACAUCAGCACCCAAAGCCUGGGGUGAGCAAAGCUCAACACCACAAAAUGAAGAAGAGGCUGAGGUGGAAAUGGUACAUAGUGGACAUCGACCUCUUUCAGCAUCUCAGUCACUUGACUCUCCUAUAGCAUGUGCAGACUACACAGAAAUGGUCUUUGGAUUGAGCUCAGACACGACCACCAUCUCGACAACACCUAAAGAAUCAAUGCUGGACAGACAAGAAGCCAUUGGUCCCACACUAAGCCUGGGUCUUAAUUUAGAUUUUCCAAUGUCCAAAGCCCCAAAUCCAGAUCAUGGUGCUAAGGUAAUAAGGGCAGACCCUCAAGCUCGCCGGCGCCACUGUUCUGAAACGUUCCUGGCACCUUCUUCAUUGUCCUCAUGCCCCAUAAGUUCCUCCUCUUCCAUGUGCAUGAUCAGUGAGCACACCCAAGCCAUAGCACGGCGACUUGGUUUGGAUGGCAUUUUGAGUGGCAGUGGAAACUUGCUAGAUAGCCCAAAUCAGCAUGCUAACCAUGGAUUAACUAACAUAAAUACUACCCAGACCUCAUCUACAGAGCCAGGGCUCAACUACAUAGACCUAGACUUGGCUACAAGAGAGAGCUCACAUCUUGUUGUUGAUGUUCAGACUACUGGCCAAACAGCAGCUCGGCUCUUUUCAUCUGUUUUGGGUAGUGGAGCAUCUGGAGGUCCUGGAGGAACAGGAGGUCUGAGCAGCAACGCUUCAAAUCUCAACACAUAUGCUAGUAUUGACUUCUACAAGUCAGAGGAGCUACGUUCACACCAAGGCAGCAACAGCAGCAAAGACAGUACAGAAUGUUGAAGUAUUGUCCUGGUCCUCUGGAAUACUGAGGAAUGAAGUCCCAGAGUUUUCCUGCUCACACAGUGUGUGACAAUUUGACUCUUGGAAAACAAACAGGCAGAGAGAUGUGUGUGUGUGUGUGCGUGUGCAUGUGUGUGCGUGUGCGCCUGUGCACAAGGUCCAGCCGCCUCUUUGGCACUUCGGAAAAAGACUGAUAAACAGAGAUUUCAUCUCUGUUUUUAGUUUGACUUAUUGCAGCAAUCAGUACGAGUGAGUGCCAAAAGAACUCUCCUUGCUGCCCAGAUUGGUUUUGUAACAAAUAAAAACCGCAACCAAUCAGAAGACAGAAUGAAAAACGCCUGCCGAGCGAGAGCCAAUGAGGUCCGGCAAUCGAGCGCGUGAACAGUUUGGCAAAAGGAUUCAGUCAAACAACGGAACUUGAGGAUCACGAUUCUUGAAUUAUGAAGAAAAAAAAAGUGCCUAUUGUUUUGAUUGUGGUUAUUUGAAAGAAGACUUUCAGAUGGAUUUUGACUGAAGAACUGCUGGGAAGGCAAAAUCACCAAGAAAAAGAUGUGAUACUACAGUGUGAAUAGUUCAGAUGAUGGUGAUGCUGUAUGAGUCUUUGCUGUGAUGUUUAGUUCAUUAGUAUAGCAGCUUUACCAUAAGCUUCAGUACUCAGUCUC
Ictalurus furcatus (blue catfish) is the source of this 5245-nucleotide messenger RNA. Its product is annotated as insulin receptor substrate 1-B. Gene Ontology annotation, cellular component: plasma membrane; cytosol. The transcript is spliced from 3 exons. The record is from RefSeq and is a predicted model, not a curated record. Gene Ontology annotation, molecular function: phosphatidylinositol 3-kinase binding; insulin receptor binding. Lineage: Eukaryota; Metazoa; Chordata; Actinopteri; Siluriformes; Ictaluridae. The coding region runs from base 882 to 4583 and encodes 1233 amino acids. Gene Ontology annotation, biological process: insulin receptor signaling pathway.